AUAGUCCCGAAGGUCAAGAAAAACUCGGACGGUUCGCGUCAACGUGUCAAAGCCAGCGACUUUGACAACAUCUCCAAAGAGAUUCUCACAACGGCCUGCUCAAUUUUUCGAUGUCUGAUUGUCACACGAGCCCCGUUUCCUGAUUCUGUCGCCGUCGAGACAAAUUUGGCCAAAGAGGCCUGGCACGAGGCAUGCAAAAUUAAAGAUAUUGAUGUCAAAAUAACACCUUUAGCAGUCAAAAUGCUCUUAAAUCGCACAUCACAUGUGCGAGGUGAACUCAAAACCAAGAUGCGCCUGCUGACUAGUUCUUUUUAUGGUUUCCGGGCAAGUAAUUCCAUGCAGGUGAUGCAACAGAACCGAGAUCGGGCAGAGUCGUUGAAAGCCGAUUCAGCCUUUAUAUUCAAGGACUGGUCGUCAAAGAAGGGAGUCUACAAAACCGAAUUGCUCCAAGAGGGCAUCAACCUCAUGUGGUUCUCAAAUCGGAACGACGAGGGCCUCAUCUACCAUAAGUACUUCAAUCCCUUUCCUGUUAGAGCUCUCGCACUCGUGCUUACAGCGAUCGAAUGUUGUAUCGACGAGUGGCUGCCAGGCAUCAAAGAAGACAUCAAGUUCACAUCCGCUACAUAUGGAGCUGUCUACAAUAAUCAUUUGGGCUCACUGCUGCGCUUUGAUGAGCGCACUGCACCUUACAAACUUCUCGAGAGAAUC
Messenger RNA from Suillus plorans, 708 nucleotides. RefSeq lists its product as uncharacterized. The annotation marks the transcript as partial. The transcript is spliced from 4 exons. NCBI's taxonomy places the organism in Eukaryota, Fungi, Basidiomycota, Agaricomycetes, Boletales, Suillaceae. The record is from RefSeq and is a predicted model, not a curated record.